UACUCUGAACUCUAAACACAGUACAAACAACGUUUUCCUGUGUCUCUUUUUAUUGCGACACCACCCAACCCUUCUCUUCUAAGUAAGCAUUUGAAUUCUCAACAUGGCAAGGCCUCUUCUUCCCUCUCUUAUGCACAAUCUUCCAUUCUCUUCCUCCAUGCCCAUGUCACUAUUCUUCGUUCUGCUUGCAAUCUUCUGUGUAUUUUCUGUGAUCACUUUUCUCUGCGGUUCUGGAAAACUGAAGAAGCUACACACAGAAACGGAGGAAAAACCAACAAGAUCUAAGGAACACAAGCUCAUUUCCAAGCUGAACAGCAACCUCGGCAACAAGACACUUUCCAUGGUGAAGAUGCUGUCAUGGAAGAAAGUACAGUCAGAAGGAGAAGAAGAGGGAGAUUAUGAUGACCAAGAUGAAGAAGAAGCUUUGUGGAGGAAGAACAUCUUGAUGGGAGAACGGUGUCGUCCUUUGAACUUUUCUGGGAAAAUUGAGCAUGAUUCUGAAGGGAAUUAA
Molecule: messenger RNA, 511 nt
Organism: Abrus precatorius (Indian licorice)
Lineage: Eukaryota; Viridiplantae; Streptophyta; Magnoliopsida; Fabales; Fabaceae
Exons: 1
Coding region: 104-511 (135 amino acids)
Source: RefSeq, a predicted model, not a curated record